AUGAUCAAUUUUAUAGAAAGAAAUCUAACAAGUACUAGUAGUCCUAGUGCUCAUAUCGUCGACAAUUUUACUCUUCGGAAUUCCGAAGCCAUAAUAAUGACAGAACCUUCCCAAACAUUGAUGCAACAUCAAAUGAAUCAACCCUCGCAAGGCUUGUUUUCCGAUUUUUUAAAAUUUUUUUAUCAUACCCAAUCGAGUCGAGUGUUCGAGAGUGUUAAAUCUCCUCUUCAAGACCAUCUUCAAGACCAAGAUGAAAAAUCAAUGUUUAAAACAGAACAUCGAAGAAUGAAAAGAAAAAUUUAUGAGAAAGUGAAAAAGGACAUGCUCAAGUUGAGACAAGGAGAUAACCAAGAAGACUCUUCAAAUAAUUUGAAAGAAAUAAUGAUUCCUAAAAAAAGAGAAAUGUAUCAAAUCAUGGACACUAUGUUUGCAAGACCUCAUCCGAUUAGUCUUAAAUUGGUCACUUAUGGAUUUAAGAAACUAUGGGCUACUCGAUUUAGAGAUAUUGUGGAGUGUGGAAUGGCAGCUACGAUGAAAUCUGUGAAAGACAAAUAUCCACACCAUCCUGUGAUUUAUGUUCCCAAUCAUAGAAGCUAUAUGGACUUUUUACUUUUAAGCUAUUUUUGCGUUUGUUGCAAAAUUUAUCCUUUACCAAAUAUUAUUGCAGGAGAGGAUUUCUUACAAAUGAUGCUUGUUAGUGACAUUAUGAGACAAUGCGGAGCUCUAUUUAUGAAGAGACAAUUUAAUGACCAACCUGUGUAUAAGGCAAUAUUUAAUGAAUAUGUUACAACCUUACUUGAAGAAGGGAAUUAUUUAGAAUUUUUCGUGGAAGGUACAAGAUCAAGAAAUGGAAAAACUCAUCAUCCAAAGUUUGGCAUUCUUAACAUCAUUCUAGAUGCUUUCUUAAAGAAGAGAAUAGAAAAUGUUAUAUUUGUACCUGUUUAUUUUAGCUAUGAAUACAUGGUGGAAUCGAAUUCACAUGUUAGAGAAAUGUUAGGAGAAACCAAAGCAAAGGAAACAACCAUCAAUAUGUUUUCAAGCAUGAUGCAAUUAAUGUCAGAGAAUUUUGGAGAUGUUGCUGGUAAAAUUGGAGAGCCAAUCAGUUUGAACGAUUUUUACAAUAACCCUGAAAAUGCCAAUGCGAAGAACAAUAGAAGAGAUCUAUCUUCUGCACUUGGAUUUACCAUAACCAAACAAUUGAACAAUAAUUAUAUUGCUCUGUCUUCGCAUAUGGUUUCAGCUCUACUCUUGCAAACCGUUGGAGAUGUAAGACUUUGUGACAGAAGAACGAGUAUGCCAUUAGAAUCUCUCGUUGACAAUGUUGAUUGGCUAAUGAAUGAGCUAAAAACACGAAAGGUGCCUAUUUAUCUCAACAGUAAGGAAAUGAGUCCUAGAGCUGUGGUUGAAAGAUGUUUAACCGUGUUUAAAGAUCAAAUAGAUUUAAGAGAGAAUUCUAUAUUCAUUAGAGAAGAUCGUGAAUGUUUGCUGCUAUCAAUUUACAAGAAUUCUCUUGCAUCAGUGUUCACAAAAGAAUCAAUUUUGUUAUGUGCUCUCCAUUCUUUCUUGGUUGAGGAUGUGAAUUUUUGCGAACAAGAGACCAUGGAAAUUAUUGGAAUUGAUAAAGAAGAGUGGAAAGAGAGAAGUUCUGUUCUCAGUGAGUUGAUUAGCUUGGAAAUUCAUCCAUAUGAUAUGCUUGAUACGAGUGACAAAUUUGAGCAGACUCUUUUGUACUCGAGUGGAAGAGGAAUCAUUUCAGUGGAAGAAACUUCAACAAGUGAAAGAACAAUUUCAACGAAGGUGAAUGUGAAAAUUAUGGAUUUGAGAUUUCAUGAGUUUGUUUGCUCACUCAUUUGGCCAUCUAUUGAUACUUACUCAAUGGUGAUCGCUUAUUGUUGCAUGGUUGCUUCAAGAACCAACACUCACACCUUUCCAACAAAUGAAUUUGUGAAGAAAAUUCAAGAGUUUUUAAUCAAACUUCACAAAGAAACAGCAAUUCCUUAUUGUGAAAGCGUCUCAGUGCUGACCAUCAAAAAUGCUGUUUCGAGAUACGUUACGUGGAAUAUUUUGCAACGAGUGUUGAUCAACAACAUCCACACCAUCCAAAUACGAUCUCACUAUGCAAACCAACCUAAUGAGCUUAUUGAUUGGUGGACAAUGGUUUCUCUCUACGGCAAAUACAAGCCAAAAGAAAACUUUUUGGAUGUUUAUGGAGCUAGCAUUCCUUACAACAGGAUUUCCAAGUUGUAA
Molecule: messenger RNA, 2247 nt
Organism: Naegleria fowleri
Lineage: Eukaryota; Heterolobosea; Eutetramitea; Acrasida; Naegleriidae
Exons: 1
Coding region: 1-2247 (748 amino acids)
Cellular component (GO): mitochondrial membrane
Source: RefSeq, a predicted model, not a curated record